AUGUCGCUUGUUAACCUUCGCCUGCUCACGACCAGUCGGAAAACCACUUUCGGCGUGAUCGCGUCUUCAUCGCGCUCAUUCUCACGGGGCCCAAAUGCCUGCCUCAAUGAUGCCGACCCUUUUGGCUUCGAUCGGUCGCAAUCAACGCAACCACUCAAAUUUCGCAAGCCUGAUACUGCUACCCAGCAAUUGAAUGCGCAAGACAUCCAACCAUCGAAUCAGAAGCAGGCUGCCGAGCGAUCGCCUUCUCUCCUUGGUGGUGAUAUCUUUCGCCGAGUGGCCGAAAAUCGUCAAAGCCAGUUACAAGACUUAAGACGAUCAGACGACAGGAUGAAAAUCAACCGGGAGGAAAAAGCCAGUUUGGAUCAACUCUGGAAGAGUGCUUCUCAACUCAAGAUUCAAAGCCAUUUCGGACCCCUUACUCCCGCCAGUUCUCGAGUCAUUCGAACGGUCAGGAUUCCACCUACGUCAUUCCUAAACCGCCCCGUCUUGGCCUCGGACGUCGAACGAUCUUACAAGAAACUUUCUAGUUGGUUGAAUGCGGCCGGAUUGCGGAAAGAAAUCUACCUGAACAAACGUUACGAAAAACCUUUCCUCAAGCGCCGACGACUCAGGAGUGAGCGCCACCGAAGAAGGUUUGCCAUCGAGGUCCAAAGAAGAGUACAGAUUAUCAAUGUAAUGAGAAUGAAAGGGAUGUAA
Puccinia triticina is the source of this 699-nucleotide messenger RNA. RefSeq lists its product as uncharacterized. The transcript has a single exon. Gene Ontology annotation, molecular function: structural constituent of ribosome. Gene Ontology annotation, biological process: translation. Gene Ontology annotation, cellular component: ribosome. The record is from RefSeq and is a predicted model, not a curated record. NCBI's taxonomy places the organism in Eukaryota, Fungi, Basidiomycota, Pucciniomycetes, Pucciniales, Pucciniaceae. Bases 1 to 699 code for a protein of 232 amino acids.